This is a messenger RNA of Thamnophis sirtalis, 4025 nucleotides long. The record is from RefSeq and is a predicted model, not a curated record. Lineage: Eukaryota; Metazoa; Chordata; Lepidosauria; Squamata; Natricidae.
CCGCCCCGGUUGAAUGGGGAGGACGCGAAUGGACCUCGCGCGGUAGGCGAGCGCAGCCUGGUCGCUACGUGCGGCGCCCGGGGCAGGUGGAAGGAGGGACUGCGGGGCCACUGCGCCUUCCCCCCACGCGCUGGGUUGGUGCUCGGCCGGUGGCUGCGGUAAAAGCGCCGGAGAGAAACAGGAGGUUGGGCGGGAUUCGCCCUGCCCGGCUGCAGCUCCCAGAAGUGCGGACCGUCGGAGGUCUCGAGGGUCGUUCUUGUGCUGCGACAGCGGCUGGCGGUGGAGCAGAGCAGCAGGGCACUUUGAAAUUGCCUAAACGUUACUGAGGAAAGUGUCUGCCAACAAUUGAAGGGAAGUUACUGCCUUCUAGCCGAAAUUCUUAACGAUGCCAGCUUUAUCAACUGGAUCUAGUGGAGAUGCAGGUCUGUAUGAGCUUCUGGCUUCAUUGCCAGCCCAGCUGCAGCCACAUGUGGACAACCAAGAAGACAUGACCUUCCUCUGGGAUAUGUUUGGUGAAAAAAGCCUUCAUUCUCUGGUAAAGAUUCAUGAGAAAUUGCAUCACUACGAAAAACAGAGCCCUGUGCCCAUGUUACAUGGUGCAUCAGCUUUGGCAGAUGAUCUGGCUGAAGAGCUGCAGAAUAAUCCAUUAAACAACGAGAUCAGAGAACUCUUGCAGCUGCUAUCCAAGCCCAAUCUCAAGGCUUUGCUUUCUGUGCAUGAUAUUGUUGCUGAGAAAAGCUAUGAUCCUGUAUUGCCUCCCAUGCCUGACAAUAUUGAUAAUGAAGAAGAUUCUGUGAAAAUCAUCAGGCUCGUAAAAAAUAGAGAACCUCUGGGAGCUACUAUUAAAAGGGAUGAAAACACAGGAGCUGUUAUUGUGGCUCGGAUAAUGCGUGGGGGAGCGGCAGAUCGAAGUGGUCUCAUUCAUGUAGGUGACGAGCUAAAGGAAGUCAAUGGAAUUUCAGUGGAGGAUAAAAAACCAGAAGAAAUUAUACAAAUUCUAUCUCUGUCCCAAGGAGCCAUUACAUUUAAGAUUAUACCCAGUAUCAAAGAAGAAAACUCAUCAAAAGAAGGCAAGAUCUUUAUGAAAGCUCUUUUUGACUAUAAUCCCAAUGAAGAUAAAGCAAUACCCUGCAAAGAAGCUGGACUUCCUUUCCGAAAAGGUGAUAUUCUUCAAAUCAUGACCCAAGAUGAUGCAACCUGGUGGCAAGCCAAGCUGGAAAGUGAUAUCAAUCCCAGAGCAGGCUUAGUUCCUUCAAAGCACUUCCAGGAAAGGAGACUUGCUUUAAGAAGAUCAGAUGUACAGUUUCGGCCCUUGAAGAUUUCAAAUAAGAAAUCAUCUGAGGAGACUGUUGAGUGUGCUGGUUUUAGGAGAAGUUUUCGCCUAAGCAGAAAGGAUAAAAAAACAAACAAGACAAUGUAUGAGUGCAAGAAGAGUGAUCAAUACGAUACUGCAGAUGUCCCUACCUAUGAAGAAGUAGCAAAAUAUAGGAGGCAACCAAAUGAAAAAUACAGACUUAUUGUCUUAGUUGGUCCUGUUGGUGUAGGACUGAAUGAACUAAAACGGAAAUUGUUAAUCAGUGACACUCACCAUUAUGGUGUAACAGUUCCACACACAACAAGACCUCGAAGAAGCCAAGAAAGUGAUGGUGUUGAAUACACUUUUAUUUCCAAGCACUUGUUCGAGACAGAUAUACAGAAUAACAAAUUUAUUGAAUAUGGGGAAUAUAAAAAUAAUUUCUAUGGUACCAGCAUUGACUCAGUUAGAGCUGUUCUGGCAAAAAAUAAAGUUUGUUUAUUAGAUGUACAGCCUCAUACAGUGAAGCAUCUAAGGACUUUGGAAUUCAAACCAUUUGUGAUAUUUAUAAAACCUCCAUCAAUUGAGCGUUUAAGAGAGACACGAAAAAAUGCCAAAAUAAUUUCAAGCAAGGAUGAAAAAGGUGCUGCCAAGCCUUUUCAAGAAGAAGAUUUUCAAGAAAUGAUUAAAUCUGCCCAGAUCAUGGAAAGUCAAUACGCCCAUCUUUUUGACAAAGUUGUAGUGAAUGAUGAUCUUACCACAGCAUACAAUGAAUUGAAAACAGUUUUUGACAAACUGGAGAGAGAAACAUUUUGGGUCCCAGUCAGUUGGGUGCAUUCAUAAUGCUGCACAAACGUCUUCAUGGUAGUUAGCUGGGUCUAAGAGGAUAUAUUGUUGCUGGAGUCUUUUUUCUAGUUAUGACAUGUUAGAUGAACAUUGCAGGAGACGGUUGAUCUUAUUUUUAAUUUGUUGAUAACGCAGUUUUCUAGGCAGCAGAACAAAGUAAAGCCUUAUUUUUAUUUAAUUGUUUUUUAAAUUGUUUUCUUGUGUUUUUUUUAAAAAGCAUCCUCAACUACUAUAAUACCAUCUUUCAUAAAUAUUUUGCACUCUCCAUGACAUUUCCUUUAAGCUAAGAUUUAAGAGAAGAUCUUAAGAUUCAAGAUCUCUGUUAGUACUAUAUGUGAUUUUGGUUAGCACUUGAGAAUAUAUUAUAACUGGAGCAUUUAUUUUUUAAGAAUAUAAGUGUCCAUUUAGUACUGAUCUACAAUGUAAAAUGCAAAUUGCUCCUUUAUAUUCAUCUUGACAUUGGGGUAAAUUUAAGUUACUUUGGAGGAAAAAUUAACCAUUGAACUUUCUUUUCAAUAAGAAAUAUGUCAUCUUUUACAUCCUAAGUAUUUGUAUAUUGUCUUGUUGGAUUUAAGACAAUGGGAUUUUCAUUUAAAUCAAACUUGAAAUUGUUUGAAUAAUUCUUAUAUAAGAAUAAAAUAAUGUGGUGGAGGAGCCUUUGUAAUUGAGUUGGUUAUAUACAUAUAUUUAUAUAAAUACUUUAUUAAUUUAAAUAUAUAUCUUUCUAAAACUGCCUUUGAGAAGAACUAAGCAACUCUGUUUCAGUGUGAAAAACCUGUAAAUCAUUCCCAUUUUACACAUGUCAUGGGUAAUUAAUACUUAAAUCUGUAUUCUGCCCAAUGAAGAAAGAAACUUUAAAAUUUUCUGUUGACACCAAAUGAUUUACUGGAUGAGGAGAAAUACAUGUUAUGUGUCAGUGAAUCUGUCUUACCAAGAGCAUGUGAUGAUUAUGCAUCAUAACCUUAGCAGGCAAAAAGGAGGCUCACUUAUUUUAUGCUAACAUAUAAAGGAUUAGCGUCGUAUACAAAGGAAUUUAGGAAUGUAUAGAUAUAUAUAUACAUAUUUAUGACAAAAGAUCUAAAUAGAUUUUUUAAAUAUUUCUUGAUGCAAUUUAUUAAACAAAUCCAUGAGUCUUUGUGAUUUGAACACUGACUUGACAGUUCAACAUUCCAUGUAAAUAUUUUUGUUUAGGUAGAGAAAACUCACCAGGCCUUUGCCAAAGUAGUAUAAAUAGGCGGUUGCAUUUAUAUUUUCAAAUUAUAUUACACACAGGAAGUGCCAACAAUUACAAUGUAGUCUUGGAAAUAUAAAUUAGUUUGACACAUCUGUAAUUUGGCACUGAACAUAUGCAAUGUACUCUUCAGUGUCUCAGGCUUUCUCGUACUUUGUGAAUUAAAUACGGUUUUCAAUACCAUUUCAUUUGCAUGAAAAUACUGACCAGAAUUAAAGGGUAGUCCUUAACUUAAGACCAAAAUUUGAACCAGAAGUUUGGUCCCUUAGCGAUGCAGUUUUUAAGAAAGGUGUCACGUAACUGAAUAUGGUUAUAUCGCCAUUGUUACCUCAAUUGUUAAGCAAACUAUGUGAUUAUUAAGUGAAUCAUGCAGUCAUUAGGCAAAUAUGGCUUCUCCAAUCGAUAUUGCUUAAUUGGAAGGUCCCAAAACAAUCAUAUGACCAGAAAAACUGCAGCUGUUGUAAAGGCAAGCUAGUGGCCAAGGGGCCAAAUUUGAAUCACAUAACUCUGACGGUUGUGACAGUUGCAACUUUGAAGACAAAGCAAACUGAAUGACUUUUGGUCAAUUGCUCUCUCACACACCAACUCACCUCACAGCAGGGGUGGGUUUCGACCGGUUCGCACCGGUCCCUGCGAUCCGGUUGGUCGCCGACC